UACCACUACACCCUCACAAGGCAGCGCCAUGGCCGAGCCCGACGCGCCCUCGUCGCCGCCCGAGCUCAGCAGCGAGGAGCGUGCGCUGGCGUACAACCGCGCCGUCAACCUGCACCGCUUCACGGCCGACCUCGAGCUGCUGAGCGCGCUGGCGUCGCCGGCGUACCUCGUGCACCUCGCGCACACGGGCUGCCUGCACGACGCCGCCUUUCUGCGCUACCUGGCACGCCUCGAGGCGACGUGGCGCCAGCCGCAGUAUGCGCGCUUCCUGCGCUAUCCCAACGCCCUCUUCUUCCUUGCAGCGCUGCGGCGCCCCGAGUUCAGGAACGCGGUCGGCAGCGAGGAGUGGGCGCGCGAGGCGGCGCUCAUGGUCAACAAGACGUGGGAGGGCGCACGUGCACCACGGCCGGCUGCGGCGGGCGAGAACGGCGCCGCGCCCGAGACGAGCAGCAUCGCUGGCGGUGACGAGGAGAUGCUCCACGUCGGCUCGUAGCCGCGUGCUCGUUCUGCUUUCGGGCGUCAUCUCACAGCACGUUUCCACGAGCGCCUGCGCUCGGUGCUUUGGACGCACCGAGGCACAUCACGCCGCUCAGCGCGCUCCUGCGCUCGGCCAGCUUCACGAACGCCGCUCUUGCAUGGCCAGCAGGCUUGCGUGCCAGGCCGCAAGGUCUAGCACAAGGCAUCUCCACCGCCCGCACGCCGCUCAGACCUCUGGCAAACACGCCGAGCGCGCGUCUUACCUCUCGAGGCGGGUCGGUCGCAUCAAUGCAGGAUCUCGCAGUCACACUGUCACACAACAAGGCAGAGGAGAAUGAGUGACGAGAGAAUGGACAUUCAGUGGUGGUAUGCAUGGGAAUCG
Tilletiopsis washingtonensis is the source of this 859-nucleotide messenger RNA. RefSeq lists its product as hypothetical. Gene Ontology annotation, cellular component: mediator complex; core mediator complex. Gene Ontology annotation, biological process: regulation of transcription by RNA polymerase II. Bases 29 to 493 code for a protein of 154 amino acids. The record is from RefSeq and is a predicted model, not a curated record. Gene Ontology annotation, molecular function: transcription coregulator activity. Lineage: Eukaryota; Fungi; Basidiomycota; Exobasidiomycetes; Entylomatales. The transcript is spliced from 2 exons.